Mollisia scopiformis is the source of this 429-nucleotide messenger RNA. RefSeq lists its product as uncharacterized. The record is from RefSeq and is a predicted model, not a curated record. Lineage: Eukaryota; Fungi; Ascomycota; Leotiomycetes; Helotiales; Mollisiaceae. The transcript has 2 exons. The annotation marks the transcript as partial.
CUCACCGCAGCCGCAACAACACACGAAAUAGCAGCCGGCCUCCACGGCCUUACCUACACCCCCAACACGACCUUCGCGUCUAUUGGCGACACCGUGACAUUUACCUUCUACCCCUAUUCCCACAACGUCGUCCAAGGCCCCUUCUCCGCGCCCUGUACCUCCGGGAACAAUACUGGGAUAUACUCCAGCUUUAUUCCUUCGUCUUCUGGUCCCUCUAACCUAACCUUCUCCAUCACAAUCGAAGACACAAAUCCCAUCUGGUUCUACUGCUCCCAAAAGGCAGGCGGAGGACACUGCACCAAGGGAAUGGUAGGCGUUAUCAACCCACCACCCGAGGGGACCAAUAUCACGCUGGAGAACUACGCGCUUGGUGCCGCGAAAGUGGCGAAUGGGAGUUAUACGCAGCCGGGGGAUGUACAGGGUGGGGUU